GAAAUGCACUGCGGUAUCAAGGAACAGUGUGACCAUACAGAUAGAGACAUUCGGCGUAUUUGCAGGGCUUUGAAUUCUCGACAAGAUUAUGUCUACUCAAGAAGCCGCCUAUCCCACAUAUGUGAUACUUGGCUCUGGGGGCCACACGGCCGAGAUGUGCAAGAUCACCAAGGCCCUCCUCCACCGGAGAGACAGUGACGAGUACCAGCCGAUUCGCUUCAUUGCUGCCAACAACGAUGAGAACUCAGAUCGGCAACUGCAAGCCGCUCUGGGGCAUUCUGGCGCUGAGAGCAUUUUCCGGGUGCCACGAAGUCGCAGCGUAGGCCAAAGCUGGCUGAGCAGCGUGUUCACCAUCUUGUACGCCCUGAUCUGGAGUUGUUGGCUCGUCUGGCGGGACCGCCCGCAGCUGGUGCUCUGCAAUGGUCCCGGCACAUGUGUGCCAUACUGCUAUGCUGCAUACAUGUGGCGUCUACUUGGCCGCCUGCCCCCCAAAAGCCGGAUCGUGUUCGUGGAAAGCUUCUGCCGGGUGGAGACGCUCUCGCUGAGCGGGCGUCUCCUGCUGCCGAUUGUGGACAUGUUCGUAGUACAUUGGCCGGGACUGGCAAACCGCUACGAAAACCGACCCAACCUUCGCUACUUUGGACGACUCUUUUAACAACUCUUAAUGCUUUUGUUCAUUUAUUUAACGUAGGGAGAAAACGAAAAAAAAAAUGUGUUCCAAUUAAAUAAGGAGCAUAACAUUCAA
Molecule: messenger RNA, 745 nt
Organism: Drosophila persimilis
Lineage: Eukaryota; Metazoa; Arthropoda; Insecta; Diptera; Drosophilidae
Gene: Alg14
Product: UDP-N-acetylglucosamine transferase subunit ALG14 homolog
Exons: 1
Coding region: 89-655 (188 amino acids)
Biological process (GO): dolichol-linked oligosaccharide biosynthetic process
Cellular component (GO): UDP-N-acetylglucosamine transferase complex
Source: RefSeq, a predicted model, not a curated record